AUGGAACCUCUCCGUUUCCAAUCCUACCCAAGUAAACAUCUUCACCUCCCUCUCCGUCGAGAUCUUCUUCAUCGCGCUGUAAUAUUCGAAGGCGACAAUACCCGUCAAGGAACUGCAUCCUCCAAAACUCGCUGGGAUGUCCAUGGUUCUCAUCGAAAAGUCCGUCCGCAAAAAGGAACCGGUAGUGCUCGUCUUGGCUGGAAGCAAUCGCCAUUAAUAGUUGGAGGAGGAAAAUCAUUUGGUCCUCACCCAAGAGACUUCGGAACAGACUUACCGAGAAAAAUGUACGAUAUUGCGUGGCGGACGGCGCUGAGUUGGAGGUAUAGAAGAGGACAAUUGAUAGUUUGUGAAGAUGGAAUGACAUUUGAGUAUCCAAAAACGAGAUAUGCGAAGAAAGUUUUUGAAGAUUUGGGAUGGGGAAAGCAGAAUGGGAGGACUUUGAUUGUGACGGAUGGUUUCAGGAAGAACCUGUCAAGUGUCGUGGACAAACAUGAUGCGACUGUGUUGGAAGUGAGUGAUGUGGAUGUUAAGGACUUGUUGGAGUUGUCGAGGGUUGUGAUAGAGAAGAGUGCGUUGGAUCACAUAUUGGAAGAGCAUCAGAGUGAUCUUGUUAAGAAGAUUAGGAGUGCUGCGUGA
Molecule: messenger RNA, 636 nt
Organism: Sclerotinia sclerotiorum 1980 UF-70
Lineage: Eukaryota; Fungi; Ascomycota; Leotiomycetes; Helotiales; Sclerotiniaceae
Product: mitochondrial 54S ribosomal protein YmL6
Exons: 1
Coding region: 1-636 (211 amino acids)
Biological process (GO): translation
Cellular component (GO): ribosome
Molecular function (GO): structural constituent of ribosome
Source: RefSeq, a predicted model, not a curated record